Hypomesus transpacificus is the source of this 2910-nucleotide messenger RNA. It is a transcript of the gene rasgef1ba, whose product is annotated as RasGEF domain family, member 1Ba. Gene Ontology annotation, molecular function: guanyl-nucleotide exchange factor activity. The record is from RefSeq and is a predicted model, not a curated record. NCBI's taxonomy places the organism in Eukaryota, Metazoa, Chordata, Actinopteri, Osmeriformes, Osmeridae. Gene Ontology annotation, biological process: positive regulation of GTPase activity; Ras protein signal transduction. Gene Ontology annotation, cellular component: plasma membrane. The transcript is spliced from 13 exons. Bases 81 to 1469 code for a protein of 462 amino acids.
AUCUUGUCUUGAGGCCAGCCUCCAGACAGCAGCCCACCAUCUUUGGAGGUCUGGCAGACAAACCGUUGUGUGACAUCAGAAUGGACAACAUGCCUCAAACUCCACCUUUCACGGGAGUGUUCGGCAGCAAUGGUUACAACAUGAACCUGUUCCAGACCAAGGAAGAGGGCUGCGGGGGGCUAUAUUACCAUGAUGACACCCUGGUGUCGGGGUCCCUAGACGCCCUCAUCAACCACCUGGUCCCCACCCUGGACUACUAUCCUGAUAGGACGUACAUCUUCACCUUCCUGUUGAGCUCUCGACUCUUCAUCCACCCCUAUGAGCUCAUGUCCAAGGUGUGUCACCUGUGUGUGGAACAGCAGCGCCUGAGCGACCCGCAGGCAGACAAGAUGAGGACCAGGAAGAUCGCCCCCAAGAUCCUCCAGCUGCUGACUGAAUGGACGGACACCUUCGCCUACGACUUCCGGGACGAGAGGAUGAUGAGGAGCCUGAAGGAGCUAACCCACCGUCUAGCCAGUGGAGACGAGCUGUACAGGAAGGCGGUGCAGCAGAUGACCCAGGCUCUGAUCAGGAAGCUGACGGUGCUGAGCCAGUACGAGGAGGCGCUGGGGAAGAUCAGCGCCACGGCGGCGGAGCGUCUGACGGUGCUGAAGGCUAAACCCCAGGCCGUGCAGAGAGACCUGCUGGCCACAUGCAGCGACCCCUUCACUGUGGCCCAGCAGCUCACUCACAUAGAGCUGGAGAGACUCAGUUACAUCGGACCUGAGGAAUUUGUCCAGGCCUUCGUCCAGAAAGACCCUCUGGACAACGAUAAGAGCUGCUACAGCGAUCACAAGAAGGCUAGUAAUCUGGAGGCAUACGUGGAGUGGUUCAACCGACUCAGCUACCUGGUCGCCACAGAGAUUUGCAUGCCUGUGAAGAAGAAACACAGAGCCAGAGUCAUGGAGUUCUUCAUCGACGUGGCCAGAGAGUGCUUCAACAUUGGCAACUUCAACUCCCUCAUGGCCAUCAUCUGUAAGUGGCCACAUGUCACGCUGUGUCCCUCCUCUCCUCUCCUCCCCUCUCCUCCUCUCUGUUCCUCCUCUCCCGCUGGAAAUCUCCUCCCAGCUGCACGGGGUUCUGAAACUCUCCUGUCAUUGUUUGUCUUCCAGAUUGUCAUCCCGUUCUUCAGCCUCUUCAUCAAAGACAUCUAUUUCUUCAACGAAGGGUGUGCCAACAGGCUACAGAGCGGACAUGUCAAUUUCAAGAAAUUCUGGGAGCUGGCCAAGCAGGUGAGCGACUUCAUGACAUGGAAGAAGGUGGAGUGUCCGUUUGAGAAGGACCGCAAGGUCCUGCAGUACCUGCUGACGGCCCCCGUGUUUACAGAAGAUGCGCUGUACGUGGCGUCAUACGAGAGCGAGGGCCCUGAGAACACCAUGGAGAAGGAUCGCUGGAAGAGCCUGAGAUCCACUCUGCUAAGUAGAGUUUAAAUUCCUGCAGGAGCCGCAAGUGUGAACAAGCCACGCUCCCUAUGUUGGUGUCGUCCAAAUAAGAGUUUCCCGCCUUUUGGAAGGAAAACGGACAAUCUGUACUUCUCCAGAGAGAGGGCGUUAUGUGUCCUACAGAGCUGUAUUUCUAAGACUCGCUCUACUUUCUUUUACUCUUUUUACUGUACAUUACAGGACGGCAAAACAAGCGCUUUUUCAUCUCUUUGUAUGACUUUAUAGUCUUUUUUUAAAGAGGAAAAAAAAACAUUGUGACCAUCGAUGUAACCGAAGAAGAUGCUUCUGCAGUCGUCAGUGUCUUCACCAUCCACCUGUUUGGCGGUUGACGCUGGUGAUGCAAACUGUGUCUGACGUUUUCAAAAAACAUAAUGGUUUUACUGCUUAGUUUGGCUAGGAGUUUGCUGCUGGUUGGCGAACUUUCUUACAGGUAUAACAAACUGGUCUCUGUGACAAAAGCCAGCAUUUUGUGUAUUGGGAACUCUUGUUAAACCUAAACCGCUAUGUUGAUAUCGAAUUAUUAAGCUAACAUUAUUUGUAGAUUUGUUUUGUGUUUGUUUUUUUCUAUGUUUAUGAUGUAGCCCAACUGUUUUUCCUAUGUUGUCGACCACACAUUUUUUCUAAAGAGUUUUUGCAAAAUAUUUUGUGCAGAAUGCACUAAGUGCAUUCGAUUAAAAAAAAGAUGUCAUUUCUGUUUGUCGUCUAAAGAUUCGUAAUUCUCUGAAAGCAGGAACACUCACUGAAUGUCCGUUAUCUAUGGACUCUCAACCGGGAUUCCAAGUUGAGGUGUUGGGAUGAUGUGGCUAAUUUUUCCGAUAAUCACCGUUAGAACACAUCUACCACUUUUCUUCUUGACAUGACAGUAGGACCGAAAUGCAGUGUGGUUGUACUGCCCCCUUGUGGGCGAUAUUUGUAAGGCGUGAAUGAGGAAAACGAGUAGAUUGAAUGUGCGUAUUAGUGAGUAGUGUUAGGAUUUUAGAUUUUUCAAUGCUGGAUAAAACAACACACAGUAUAGUCUGAUGUAUAUUCCUAUUGUUAUGAUUAUUAUUUACACCGUAUGUUUUAUUUAUGAUUCUCUUUGUUGUUUUUUUCCAUUAUUAUUCUAUUAUGUGUUCUUAUUUAAGUUUGUACUAGGUACAUAACAUACUUAAGUAGUCAUCGGAUAUCAAUUUAAUAAAUAUUUUUAUAAAGUUUUUAUGAAACACGAUGUUCAGGGUACUAGCUCUCACUAUGAAGUUAAACACAUUGACUGAUGUCUUGCUUGCCUUGUUCCAGCUUUCUUCCCCCACUCAGAAUGAUGUUGUGGUUUACUGUGUAAAUAUUUUUUUUCCUGUUUUUGUGUUUUGAUUAAGAUGGGCAGAGGAACCAUUCAUAAUUGCAUUAUUUGUGUUAAGAGUAAGUGAAGUCAAUAAAAGAAUGCAUAAGGUGA